Molecule: messenger RNA, 2291 nt
Organism: Odontomachus brunneus
Lineage: Eukaryota; Metazoa; Arthropoda; Insecta; Hymenoptera; Formicidae
Product: leucine-rich repeat-containing protein 28-like
Exons: 8
Coding region: 950-2182 (410 amino acids)
Molecular function (GO): protein binding
Source: RefSeq, a predicted model, not a curated record
CUAGCCAAAUAUUGAAGGAAGGAAGGAAUCCCAGCACAGGUUAGGUACAUGUCACAUCUGGUACUUUUAUAUAUAUUUAUAUAUAUUUUAUAUAUAUUUUAUAUACAUAUAUCAUCAUUUGAUCGCCGCACCUGCGCACUACGGUCAAAAUACACUCCUCGAACAUCGUCCAUCCUUCCAUUCUGGGACAGGCUUCUCUUAUAGGCAGCAUAGAGUGAUUAGCAAUAUAGUAGUAUUACAUAUUUGUACGAAUCGAAAUAAAGGUUAUGUUAGACAAAACAAAGUCAUUUUUUCGUAAUUUCCGAUACAUUUUAGUGAAUUUUAUGUGUGUAAUGUUAUGAGAAGAAAAAUAUUCCGUGAUGUGACAUUAUGAAUCAGCUGAUAGUUUCUUUUUUCAAUAAAUAAUUAGGAACGUCCAAACGACGUUCCAAAUGUCACUCAACGAUCGACUGAUAGCAAUUGAUAUACGGAGAAAGUGCAACCACAGGCAUCAUGUUUUACUUAUGCAUUUAUGUAUAUUGCACCGCAAGAGACUGAUAACAAACAAGAAAAUGGAAGAAAACAAAGGAUAACGUAGGAUGUAAAAUGCAUAUCGAAUUCACCGUCAUUUGGAAAGAAAUGAGAAAUCCCGACUAAUAAUAGCUUAGUCAAUAAUUCGCCGUGAGUGAAUGAAGCAGCAAAAUAUCGGUUGUCCCUAUUUAGAUACUCUAAUUUCAUCCGAAACCAGAUUAUGUUAAUUCUGUAUGAUGCGGUCUCGUGCAGAAAUAAAAUGAAUAUAAUAAUUAUCGUAAGAUCUUUGUCCAAUCAUCAUUAUGAGAGUUUAUUAAUACACAUUUAGUAAGCAGGCCAAGUUAUUUUGAACAUGUGCCUGUUAACUUCAGAAAUGCAGACCAAUCUUACUGACUGUCACUCUUGACUUGUGAGAUACUCUAAUCAAUUUCAUUUAAAAAUGGACCCAGAUUUCAUAGAAAUGGCAAACGAAAUCAAGAGUAAGAUCAUAUUGCACUGGAACUGUCGAGGCCUCGUGGAGCUACCAGAGGUGAUAAGGCUUCAUGGAUCUCACAUAAAGGAAAUAUAUCUCAAGUGGAACAAACUUACCACUUUACCACCCUGGAUCAUGGAGUUGUUCAAUGUAACCAAUUUAUAUAUGUAUGGUAAUCUAAUUAAACAGCUGCCUGCUGAACUCGGUAGGAUGAAGCAGUUAACAGUGUUGGAUUUAAGUGCCAAUAAAUUGGAGCAGAUACCUUGCUGCAUUGGUAAUUUGAGAAAUUUGAAGUGCUUAUUUUUGAAUGACAAUUUCAUUGAGAAAUUACCAGUUGAAUUGAGUCAACUAAGUAAUCUGCAAAUACUGUCUGUCUCUGGCAACCAGAUUGUUGCACUACCAGAAUGGACUGGCUCUCUGCCAAAACUUAAAGAACUAUAUGCAGAUAAUAAUCGACUGAAAGAACUGCCAAAUAGAUUGACACUAGCUCCUGAACUUACCAUGAUCUCUGUGUGUUCUAAUAGAUUAACAUAUUUACCGUUGAAUGGAUUCUUGUCAUCUCCUUUCAUUGGAUUUGAUGCAAAUGAGUACUUGAAUUAUGUGUCUUAUCCACUCCUAUUUCAAUUUCUGUCGCAACUUCGAACGACAGCUCUUGACAACAGAAGCUGUUUAGCAUUUGGAUGUUUCAAAACGCACUACGAUACUAAUGUGUUAAGCACAAAUAUAAAGCUGUACAUUGAAAUGAAAGGACUGUACGAAAAUGACACUGAUGUUAUAAUCGAAUUACCACGGCAGCUUUUGAAAAUUCACGAGUUUCACAAGAAUGUGACUUGUUCCCUGUGGGAAUUAGCACUGAGAAAAAUUUAUACUGAGAGGUAUAAGCAUACGCUCGAUGUUUUCACAUCUCCCUUGAGUGUAACGAUACUCUAUAGUCCGCUCCCUAAGGAUACUAAGCUAGACUUCAUGUUGUCUACUAUGAACUGUACUUUGUACAAUUUAUUAACGAACGGACCCGUCAGCGUCUGCGUAAAUUCACACUGUCAGCAACCUAUAUUCACAGAAGCAUGGAUCAUUAUCGGUAUUAGCCAUCACGUGAAGUCCAUGAUAACGAUAGCUCUAUGUUGCAGUAAAAGCUGUGCCUCUGCAUUCGCUACGCAUUCGAGCACGUUUAACAAACUUCAUUGGUAUCCUAUCAAUUGAUGAACUCUCUUUGUUAAAUGCUUAAUUAAAAUAUUUCUGUGUAUAUAAGAGAUAAUAGGAAAAUAAAAGAUCGUUGUGUACGUCAUUAAAACCUUCUCAGCUUCAUAAA